GGUGAGCUCCAGGCUCUGGGUCUGAACAGGGCUUUUUCUGUCGCCCAUCUUGGGGGGCCACAUCUCCUGCUACUGUGCCCCCCCCUUAAACUCCUUUGCCGCCUUCUCUAGUCUAUAUUUGGGUGAUUAAUUACAUGUUUUUUUCCAUCCUACCCCCACAAACACACGCUUGCCUGUGGCCCAAAGCCCAUGGUCGCAUUCAAACACCCUCCCCCCAAAUCCUGGCCCUCUUCCCGGAGGUCCCACCCUGUUCCAACUGACACCCUCCAGCCAGCAUUGGCCCAGACUGACUGCCAGCCCCCUCCAGUCUCCUUGGUCAGUGAAAUAUUUUCUCUUAAACCUCAGACCCGACAUUUUUCCUUUACCAAAGGAUUUCAGAUGUGAUUUCCAGAACAGCACCCCCUCUGCGUACUGAUGCCGCCUUACCCCAUUCCCCAUCCUCGCUCCCCCAUUGAGCCUUUAAGUAGAAGCAGCUUGCAUGGCACCAUGCACAGUCCAGUCCAGUCCCCAAAAAUGUCCCUGGAUCUAUGUUUAGAAUCCUGAUGAGCAGUGAUUUGUAGCCUUCUUUGGGUGAGUGACCCCUUGGAAAAUCACUAGAAAGUGUGAAUUCUUUUCCCAGAAGUCGGACAAUCAGCACAGACAGUAAGAUCCCAUAGUAGAGGCUCACAGGCCGGAAUCCUGUCUGCUGAGUGCCAGAGGUUAGGAAGACUCCAGCUUCUAGUCAGGCCCAGUACUAACAAAGUGCAGCUCCACAUGCCAGUCCCCGGAGUGCUGGUUGAAAAUGCAGAUUCCUUGGCCCCACUCAUACCCGCUACUCUGCCCUGUGAGUUCUCAGCAGACCCCAAGCUGGGGUUCUAACGCACUGAUCCGGGCCUGCUCCUAACCUGCCUGGGCUCCCCAAAUGAGUGGCCCCCCAUACCCAUGUAGAACCUUUCAUAUCCAGGGCAAUGCAACCUAAAUGAAUCCAAACUUCACAAUUUAUUUUGAUUUUUAGUAAGAUGCCAUGCAUCUUUUUGCAGAGAGGGCAACAUAAACCUUUCCUCAGUUAAGUACAACAAACACUACAAAAUCCCCUUCUGGUCUACCUUCUGGCUUUUUAUAGAAGGGAAAGAAAACGGAAACCUAAACGGAGAGGGACAGGUGCCCAGGCAAAGCACGAAAGGAAAACCGGGGAAGAUGGGCCCAGAUGCGUCCCGCCCACGCACACGGAAAAAGACACACACAGACACAAACAUCCCGAGAGAAACAGACUUUCCUGGUGAAACAACCUCUCUUGGCCCUUUAGGAUUCUGCAGCUUCCAGCAGCAGCGUGCUCGCACGGUACUGGCUGGGCCCAAAUAAGGCCUUCAUGGCCACAUCCUGAUGAGACAAGUGGACGGCACAUGAAGGCCAGGCUCAGCUCCUGCCCAGAGGCUCGGUUCAGCGUCCGGGCCUUGCCUGGCCAGGGUGGAGCCGGAUCUCAGCAGUGUGCGUUUUCUCGGGCCGUCCUUUGGUUAAGUAGCCAUGACCCAGAAAGACGUGUUCCCAGAAGGUGAAUCCAAGUCUGCUUCUGUCCCGCCAAAUUAUUUCAGUCUAACAGGUGGGACCUUUCCCUGCCUGACUUAUUGCUCAGAAUUGUCCCAAGACACAAUGAGCCAUCCCUGUUUGUCUCUUUUGGGUAAGUCUGGGUGUUCAUAGACCACAUCUGCUGUCCUUAGAGCUGGGCUUGCUGUUAGCCCCACGGGUGAGGAAGCAAGAUGGUGCGAAAUAUCCUUUCCAUUCCAGAAGUGCUUGUAUUUUCAUGUACAUCAGGGUCACUAACCCAUCUUUGCCCAGAGACAAUUCUCAAUCUAAGCAAUGAAACUCAAAGGAAAAUAGAUAUCUAAUAAGGAGAAUUGGGAAUCUAGGUAAUCAUUUGAAUGGGACAGAAAGCUGCAGGCACCCAUCUGAAUUAGAUGCUAAAGAGCAAGGUCUCUUGUCUGACCUACAGACACACCCUCCAGGGCAUUUUUGCUCUGGCCCAGAACUGAACUGGACACCAUGAGGUACCUGUGGUCUUCCAGGGCCUAAGGACAUUCUGCUACAGGUCCUUAUUUAGAUGUUUCGUGGAGUCCGUGUAUUUCUGACACCCCUUAGAAGUUUCUGGAAGUUGCCAGAUCGAUCUAGUUUGGGUGGCCUUGGUACCUCACCCCGGCUGCACUGUGCAGGGAAAACCGGUACCUGCUGCGGCGAUUGCAUGGUUCUCUGUGCCAUAGACUUGGUCAAACACUGAUCUUUUAGGCUCAGAAGCGACCUUUACCAUUAGCCAGAUGUGCAUCCUGAGGAGGGAUUCUGACCUCAAACACAACCAGAAGACACCUAAUUAUUCAGUACUUUUUUUUUUGACAUGGGUUGUUUUUUGUCUCCGUUGAAUUCAACUCUUAAUAUCCGUUCUUUCAUAUCAGACAGAGUGGAAUGAUUAUUGUGGUUCUCUGAAUGUUUCUGGUUCUCUACAGAAAAUUCUCUUUAAAUAAGGUGAUGAAAAUUUACAUCGCUGUCUAAAGUACUUACCUGGGCUGUUUCUGCACUCACGGGAGCUCGCAUGUUGGAGGACACCUCUGCCCUCCCCAGGGUCUUGCCCUUCCCUAGGAUGGACCCCCACGAAACCAGGUCCUGGCAGGCCCUCUUGAGAUCCUUGAGGCUCAGGUGAGCUGUGCUUCCCCCUGCCUGGCUUGGGAAUCUGCCACUGCUCCCUGAGUCUGGCCUUAGCCUCUACCUCUUUUCCCAGCAUGACGUCCUACAGGACUUGAACCCCUGCUGCUGCCUUCCAUCCCUGUGCUGGCCUCCUCAGAGUCUACCAAGAAAUGGGAUUCAGUGACAUUUGAUGACGUGGCCCAGUACCUCACAGAAAGGGAGUGGCUGAGCCUGGACGCUGAGCAGAGGACACCGGUGUAACACAGGAAUGUGACCUGCGUGGGCGCUGAGGAGUGUGAACGGGGGGACAGGUAGAGCGGCUCUUCAGGACGAGCACCUGGCGCUCAGCCCAGGAGUCCCUGGUUUGAAUCCCGCCCGGCCCUCACCUGGGGCAGGGACACGUGGCGCUGGCGUCUGAGCCAUCCCUGAAUACACACUGAGAGUACAGGAUCUUGUCGUUCCCGAAUCUGAAAGCAUCUUGGUGAGGCAACAGCGGAGAAUGGGUGAAGACGCUCAGCCACAGGAGAUGGCGUCCACAAGCUCCCCGAUGGCCAGCACACCCAGCCCGGAGGGCAAACAGAACAGAGACUCCAAGGGGAGUGGGGGCAGCCUCCAGAACCUGCCUAUGGAACAUCACUUUGCAUGCAAAGAGUGUGGGGACGCCUUUCGGCUCAAGGUCCUCCUUGUGCAGCACCAGAGAAUUCAUAGUGAGGAGAAGGGCUGGGAGUGUGGAGAUUGCGGGAAGGUCUUCAGGGGUGUCUCUGAGUUCAACGAGCACCGGAAGAGCCACGUGGCCGCAGAGCCCCAGCCGGGGCCCAGCCGAGCCCUGGAAGACGCCAUGGAGGAAAGGGAGCAAAUGGAGAGGGAGGCGAAGCCCUUCGAGUGUGACGAGUGUGGGAAAAGGUUCAAGAAGAAUGCGGGCCUCAGCCAGCACCUGCGCGUCCACAGCAGAGAGAAACCAUAUGAGUGCGAGGAGUGCGGGCGAUCCUUCAAGGUGAGCACCCACCUCUUUCGCCAUCAGAGGCUCCACGCUUCCGAAAAGCCGUUCGCCUGCAGGGUGUGCGGCAGGGAGUUCCUGGAUCGCCAGGAGCUCCUCAAGCACCAGCGUGUGCACACGGGCCACUUGCCCUUCGACUGCGACGACUGCGGCAAGUCCUUCAGGGGCGUCAACGGCCUGGCCGAACACCAGCGCAUCCACAGUGGGGCCAAGCCGUACGGGUGUCCCCACUGCGGCAAGCUCUUCCGACGGAGCUCGGAGCUCACCAAGCACCGCCGGAUCCACACAGGCGAGAAGCCCUACGAGUGUGGCCAGUGCGGGAAGGCCUUCCGGCAGAGCUCCAGCCUCCUGGAGCACCAGCGCAUCCACACCGGGGAGCGGCCUUAUGGCUGUGGCGACUGCGGCAAGGCCUUCCGGGGGCCAUCCGACCUGAUCAAGCACCGGCGGAUCCACAGUGGACUGAAACCCUACGAAUGUGACAAAUGCGGGAAGGCCUUCCGGCGGAGCUCCGGCCUGAGUCGCCAUCGGAGGACCCACAGCGGAGCAAGGCGCUGUGAGUGCAGCGAGUGUGGCCGCGUGUUCAAGAGGCGCUCGGCGCUGCAGAAGCAUCAGCCGACCCACCAUGACUAGAUGAGGCCCUAAGGCCAACAGCCCUGUGGCUGGCAGCGGCUUCCCACAGGGGAUGAGUCCCCAGAGUGGAGGGCAGAGUCAAAGGAGAUGAACAGUUUUGUAGGGCUUAUGUAUGUUCUCGUCCAGAAGGUUGAAACCGAUUUAUACCGUCACCAGCAAUUUAUAAGUGCACACGUUUCCCAUUUUGCCUAUGGAGAGUUGCUUCUACGACAUUCUAAUUUAUUUUGACUAGUUUAACUGCCAGGAAGUACCGCAAGGUAUUUUACAUCCACGGGCCUUGAAACAGGAAGAGCGGAGAAGAGAAACCUGCUGGUGGGGGUGGAGGGGCCCGCAGGUCCUCUUCUCCAGGCCGCUCCCUUAGGAGCGACUCAGUGAUGGCCUCGGUGUGACAUGAGCCCAGCUGUCUUGGAGAGAACAUAGCCCCAGAGUCGUUUGGCCUACUUGAAUUUAUAAAUUUUUAGGGAUGUAAAUAGAAUACUCAAAUGUCUUAUAAUAUUUAAUUUAUUAAUUCAAUUAUGCAUACAUAUUGUAAAUCACAUACUACAUAGAAUAAUAUAUUAAUUUAGAAAAGUCACCUGUUUUUCCUCACUGCGUUCCACAAGAUCAUUUUAUCCUAAAGCCUCACAUGCAACUCUGACCUCACCAUCUUCCCCAGCCUCGCAGCCCCCUCUUGAGUCAUCCGACAGUUUCAAAGCACAUCCAGUGGCUUCAACUCAUCCAAGCUGUGUGCCGUGUAGCACUGUGACAAUCCCUGCACAAAGCUCUCGCUAGAAGUUUCCUCCCGAGCCAUAAGUACCUGUUCAUAUAACGUUCGGACAAUUGUUUUUUCCUUCAAUUUGUCCGGGAGCCCUGCAACAUAACCACUUGUUGUGUUUGCUUUUUCCAGUGACCUUUAAGAGACUUUUUUGAAGCCUCUGUAACUUGUCAUUGUGAGGCCAUACUCUUAGGAAUAAGUACUGAAUCUGGGUUAAAUUUCUUUUGCAUCCAUUUUUCUUGAACCAGUUCAUUCCGGUGACUUCCACGUGUGUCCAAAACUAGCAUCGGUUGGUGUCUGUUCCAGGCUAAUAGGUCUUGUCCUCAAGCAGUACUGUUUUCUUCAGAAUUAAAUAGCUGAGGGCAGCCCCGUAACAGGGACAUCUCCAGGACUCAAGUGUAAGGUGACGGCCUCUUGUUUGGGAAUGGUAGCCUCUCCUGCAGAGCCAGCCCUCUGUUUCGGGCUCUGUAAAACAGGGGUGAUCCCAGGACUGUCCCUCGCGGGGACUGGGAUGGCCCGAAGGCACGCGCUGAGUGGAGGUCAUCUCCUGUCAUCGCCAUAAGUAUUGCCGUCAUCCUAUGGCUCGUUAGUGCCAGAACUGGGGAUGGACCCAGGCCUCCUGACUCGUAGUCUCCUCUUCUUUCUCUCGUGCAAUGACUUAAAUACUGUUCCUGUUUCCUUGCAUGCAAACCGUACGUUCAUCUCCUUUGACCAGUUAUCAAGUUACCUUUGGACAUAUUGACUUUAUACAGCAGUCCUUUCUAUAUCGAUUGUGAUGAUCUCUUUUCCAGUUUUAUUGCUUUGCUCUUUGGAGCAGUUUUAUUACAUUUUUGUUGUGCGAGCUCUUAUUUUUACAUAUCCGGGCAUUCACCGUUGUCCGUGAAGCCGUAACUUUCAUUGCUCCAGUGGUUAGAUAUGAUGUUUUCUUCUAGAAUUUUAAUCACAAGUGAAAAGUUGAAAGCCCUGCCCCACCAGAAGGUGGAUGCCCCAGGUGGGCAGGCUGGAUGGGAAUGGGCCACAGAAGCAGGCUCUCUCCUCAUCCACGAUGCGGACUCUGCAUGUCUGUGGGCAGUACUUGACUAUCCAACCUGGCCACUCAGACACGAAAGAGAAACUUCCAUCUCGGAUUGGCCAGAACAUUCUGACUGUUCCUCAGUAUAGCCCUACCUGGCAGCAGCAGGGCUGGGCCUCAACUAGAUCAAUGGGGCGGUCCAAAUGUGGUCUUGGCUGCAGCUGGCUGUCCUCCAAGCUCCUGGGAGCUUUGGCCAUGCCCGGCAUGGAUUCAGUGCCUGAGCAACAGACUCCCCCGAGACACAUCUCCUCAAACACCAGAAGACUCACUUGACCGAUGCUGUCAUGUGGAUUGCAUCCUCCUCCUAGAGAGUGACUCUGGAACUAGAAAGAAGUCAGUUUGGUGGCUUUCGGUUUGGGCAACUAGGGGGAAAUUCACCCACAUGUUCUGAUGUUACCUCCCACAGCCACGCCCGCGGAGCGACAGAGCCAAGGCUCGCAGAGGAGCGGUACCCCUCCGAUGCCCGGUGUGGCAUUGUUAUAGAAGUCGGCCACCAUAGGUCUGGGCUGUGACUUGCAGCAGCCAUGCCCAGGAGGCACGAUAAAACAAGGGUUUGGAGGGCACCGAUGCCCUUCUGAUGGCCCGUGUGGCAUAGAAAUAGAAGUUGGUCAUCCGGGGCCAGGUUAUGACUUCCGACAGCCUCCCCCCAGGAGGAACAGCAGCAAGGCCUGGCCAGAAACGUGGCCCCCGGUGGCCUGCAGAACCCGCAGGUAGAAACCAGCCAUGCUGGGGCCGUGCUGUGACUUCCCAGCAGCCCUGCUUCGGUGGGGGGGGGCCUCACGAGGGCCCUCGGAGGAAGCGCACGCUUCUGACGGGCCUGCCGAGGCUGAGGCACAGCUUCUCGGCAGGCCCCCAUCCUGGGAAGCAGGGUCCCGUGGUGACCCCUGUGACCUCAGCCCGAAGGUCCUCUGGAAUGGCUCCCCCCCACCCCAGGCCACAACAGUGGCUCUCCGUGAAGUCUCCACCCUGACCCUCAGGCUGGAGAGAAGCCAACGGCACUUACUCUGUGGGCUUCAGUUCUCGCGGUAGUUGUGAAACUGUGUCUGCAAUCACCGCUUCCUUCGGCAUCAGUUUUCUCUUUUGAAGCUGUCAGGACAUGUUUGACACCACUGUCAUUUGGGAAGGAAUUUGACAUUCACAGGGGGCAAGUCUGGCAGCUUUUGCUGGAAGUGCUCUGCCAUUUCUUGCUUGCUCACUAGCCAUCUGUCAGGUUUUAUGAAGGAUCCAGAUACAGUAUUAACUCAGAACCUAGCGUCGUCACUGCUCCCUUUCUCCCCAGCCAGGACAUGGCAUCUUGGCAUCCUGGCCGCCUGUACUGCCCUCCUUGACACUUUUUCCAUUCUCCAUUCUGUAGUUUUCUCCCAAACCCUCUUCUAGAGUUAACACUAAAGACCGCAUCUUUGUCACUGUGUUUGCGGGUGAAGUCUGUGCUCUGUGCGGCGCAAGCAGUCUGUGGCUUUAACGUGUGUCCUGUAGUUGCGCCAAGUUCCGUUUUUGCCUCCAGUAACCUGGGGGAGGAUUUCCUUGGCUUCUGUGGGUUUACUGCUAUGUCAGAUGCAAAAUGUGAUCAAGCUUCCUAUUGUGUGGGCUCGUCUAUGCAUUUGUGUAUCUACCUCAUUUCGUUUUUUCUUUCUAAUCACACGUCUUUCUUUUGCAAGGGAAAUGCAGAGCAGUUGGGUUACAUAGAAUGCCGACUCGAGUUAGAAAUACAUCCUUUUCUUAUAUUCUGAAAGAAACCUUCCAGUGCUUUUAUUACAGUUUUGAAUACUUGCUGAAAUUGUUAAAUGAAAGUUCCUGUUUACCAUUUUUGCUGCUUAUUAAGAUUAACUGUGUUGAUUAGUUGUGUCGUACCCACUUCUGCAUUUCCAGAAUGAGCCCCCCCCCCGUCACAGAGGGUACCUUUCUCUCACAGUGGUGGCAUUCCACGUGCUCUGGGCUUCAGCCCUGUGACCGUCACUCCCCCUUCCAGGCCACACUAAUUAAACCAGAACUGGACACGUGACUCAAGGGCAGCAGCUGGUCCUCAGGGCUGGCUGGAGACGACGGGCUGAGCCCUGCGGGUUCUCCGUCUGUGAAGUGCGAAUGAGAAAAAGGAGAGAAGCUUCUCGGUGGUGUUGGAAGGAAGAGGGAGCCAUGAGGUAGAAGAGUUGAUCUGAUGGAUGGCACCAACUUGAAGAUCUCUGAGCUCCUGCUGAGCACUUCUGAGAUGCCUCAAAUCCAGCACCCUGCAGGGGUCCAGGCCCCGUUUUGUUCUUGGAUUGCUGGCAGCCGCCCUCACCGGUUCAUUUGUGUCCCCCCCCCAUACACUCCCCUGGACUGAGGCAGCCUGAGUGGGUCUCUGCUUUUUGCAAUCUAUCAAGAGUCAAUUGCCUUUUACCACUUGGCUGCUUCCUGAGAAGUAUCACGUGGCUGGUUUUCCUCAUGUUCUGCCCGACUCGGGUUCCUGGCCGAGUCCCACCUGACUGUCGUAGACGCCUGUUUAAAUGUGGUACUCUGUUCACUCAGACGGGGAAAACCUAUGCCUUUUAGUCUCGGUGAGUUUGACCAGUGUCUCUGUCCAGGUGUUCCUGUACGGACCCCAUGUGUGUCCCCUGAAAUGAGUUAGGUCAAUACCCACCCUGUUCUUUAUUUUGGAAGUGUCUCGCUACUUCCAGAAAUUUCUCUAUUACUAGUAUACUUACAUUUUGUGCUUCUUUACAUGGUAUCAGUUUAGCUGUUUAUUUUGGAAACUAGCAAUGCUCUCUUUUAACUUGGCAUUUAAUGUUAUUUGCAUAUGUAAAAACAGUAACUGUCCGCUCCAGUCCACGUUUCAUUUGUUGGCGCUUUUUUCUCCUCCCUCCUUGAUCUCCUUAACCUGUCUGUUUUAUGGCACUUACUAUAAUCGGCCUUGCACUAGAGCUUCGCCCUCCCCACCCCCCCCCAACCCGUUAGAUUGUGAGCUCUUGUAAGACAGGGUGACCCUUCAUGUCUGAUUCCCCAACCAGAUCUAGCACAGUGCCUUGCAUCAAGUAGAUUUCAAUAAAUAUAUGUUAAGUGGCA
This is a messenger RNA of Suricata suricatta (meerkat), 9144 nucleotides long. RefSeq names its product zinc finger protein 275 (gene ZNF275). Gene Ontology annotation, molecular function: DNA-binding transcription factor activity; RNA polymerase II cis-regulatory region sequence-specific DNA binding. The record is from RefSeq and is a predicted model, not a curated record. The transcript is spliced from 6 exons. Bases 3152 to 4279 code for a protein of 375 amino acids. Lineage: Eukaryota; Metazoa; Chordata; Mammalia; Carnivora; Herpestidae. Gene Ontology annotation, biological process: regulation of transcription by RNA polymerase II.